Messenger RNA from Seminavis robusta, 459 nucleotides. NCBI's taxonomy places the organism in Eukaryota, Bacillariophyta, Bacillariophyceae, Naviculales, Naviculaceae. The record is from the annotation of a GenBank genome assembly.
AUGGAUGAGGACCCAAUUGCUGGCAUGAGCCAAGAGGAGAUUGAUGAAUACAAAGAGGCCUUUGGAAUGUUUGAUAUCAAUGGAGAUGGAACCAUCGAAUUGACAGAACUGAAGCAAGUCAUGUUGCAAUUGGGCCAGAAUCCCGCAGAAGAAGACUUGAUUGAAAUGAUGCGACUGGUCGAUGUCAAUGGUGACAAUGAAAUCGAUUUUGAUGAGUUCUUGGUCAUGAUGACAAUGCGUUCUGGGGAGCGUGAUACUGAAGCAGAACUACGAGAAGCCUUCAAAUUAUUUGAUUUGGAUGGGAGUGGUACCAUUAGUCGUGAAGAACUCAAGACUUUGAUGAAAAACCUGGGACAGGCUCUGACGGACGAGGAAAUUGAUGCCAUGAUUGACGAAGUCGACAUUAAUCUGGAUGGAGAAAUUAGUUUUGAUGAGUUCCAAGCACUCAUGCUCUCCUAA